This is a messenger RNA of Calliphora vicina (urban bluebottle blowfly), 1735 nucleotides long. RefSeq lists its product as uncharacterized. The transcript is spliced from 3 exons. Bases 121 to 1569 code for a protein of 482 amino acids. The record is from RefSeq and is a predicted model, not a curated record. NCBI's taxonomy places the organism in Eukaryota, Metazoa, Arthropoda, Insecta, Diptera, Calliphoridae.
AAACGGGUUAGCCAAGCGACAAUCGAACUAAACAAAAAACAAUCGCAUGGUUUAUUUAAGAACUUCACAAAAUUAUAAUUUUGAAAAGUGAUGUUUAAACGAAAAUAAGUUUCAAUCGAAAUGGCAUCAGUUUGGGAAAAAAUAGUCUAUAAAAUAUUUCAAUAUGCCCCCAGUUUAGUCGUGUGCCUGAGUUUUUUACCCUCUGGUCUGGUAUUUGGUUACACCAUUUCAUCAUUUGUAGCUGAACGAAAUGUUAAUUCCGGUUUAAUUGUUUAUGGACCGAUGAUUUUGGGGGCAUGUGUUGGAUUUGUUGCAGCUUUAACAAUGUUUAUGGUUAAAUUUUUCCGUUCUCGGAUAAUAUUUUGGCAUACAGAUAUACUCUUGGUGGCGGCUUCAUUUCACUUAAUAUCAAGUUGUUUCUAUUUUGCUGAUGAUUUCGAUAAUGUUGGUGCUUUUAUUUCAUAUUUGGCACAUAGCUUAACAUUUCUGGCUGGUCUUAGUUUCCUACAUUCGAUAUGCGGAAAAAGUUGCCGUGCCAUACUUUUGUCAUUAUGCUUCAGUUUCUACAUAUUGGGCAUGGCAUCAGCAGUCAGCUUAAUUGGCACUUCGUAUAACAAAAAUAUUAUGGAAAACCGUACAGGAACUGAUGAGGAACUUACCCAUGGUAUUUAUGUAGAUUUUGCAGCAGUAUAUCUUUCCAUAGCAGUUGUUGCCCUGGCUCUAUUAAUUGGUUUGAAGGUACUCAGCUAUUUGGGCACAGUUGACUGUGAGAAUAGUAUGGACAAUGAAUUUCGUAUUGCGAAUUCCAAUGGCAGCGUGUUUUAUAAGAGAGAUGACAUCAUCAAGAGAAUAGAAUUCUUUUACGUUACCAAAAAUCAGCAGUGGAAUGUUACGCUGCUUCUAAUAUUCACAGAGGCGAUUCAAUACUCAUUGUUUAUUUAUUUUGUAUUCUGGUUUUCAUUAAAUUCAGCAGUACGAUUAACUGGUGUGUCCGAUGUUGAUUCAAUGUUUUGGAUUGUGUAUGCGGGAACUGUCAUCAGCCCAUUUUGCUUAGCAUUCUGCUCGGUCAAAGUAACAUUUGUGGCUAAUCAAUUGUGCUUGAUUGUACUUACUAUCUUGAGCAUGAUCAUUUGCAGUUCGGUGAAGACGACAGUACCGUUUUGGAUUAUAUUAUUCUUUUUCGGAAUGACUUUUUCUAACUUGCAAAUUCUUCUGGUCGAAGUUUCGCAUUUUCUUUAUAUGGAGCUGCUAAUUUAUGUCUCAUAUGCCUGCAAAUUACUGUCGACUUCAAUUGUCUACUACUAUUUUGUAUCAAACUCCAAAAAUUCGUAUUUUUAUUCUACGGACAUUAGUACUUUAAUGUCGCAGGGAUUCGUUUACAUCAUUAUUGCUUCCCUUUUGGCCUUGGUGGUGGGUAUGAAAGUUCCUCGCACACAUAAAACAUCUUUAUUCGAAAUACAAUACGGCUUGCUGGGUAUAAUAUUCCAGAAACAUCAGAUAGAACAAUUAAAUGUGAGAUGUUUAAAUGACGGUACCAUUCCAACAAUAAGUAAACCACCUCAGUUUUAAAAAUGAUACCAGCUUAGUUGCUAUUGUAAUUAUUUUAGGUAUUCUAUGUAUAUGAUUUUAAAUUGGUACACAUUUAGUGUACGUAUGUAUCUUAAUUAAGCAAAAAAUAUUACAUACUUAUUUUUUUGUUUAAGUGUAAUAAAAGGUAAAGAAUAUAUUAAAAAAA